AAUCCAUCUAAAACCAGCUCAUCAUAACCACUCCAACUACCAGCACUAUAUACUUCAUUACAGCAUCUGGACAUCAUGCUGCGCCUGCUGCUGUGCUACGUGCUGUGUCUCUCCUUGACCUGCACUGCCGCCCAGAACUAUGACUACUGCCUAGAGAAGGAUGGCCAGAAUUCCUGCGCUAGCGUGGAGGUCAACCUCGACGACGAUACUAUCUCCUACACCAUGGAGGAGGACGACCACUUCCAGGCGUCCCAGACAGUCGAAUUCUACGAAGAGGGAGUUGCUGCAACAAAAGUGUUGAGUGGAGACAACGAAGGCGGAUGCUUCUUGAGAGGACUGGCAAACACCAUUAACGAGAAGAUGGAGUUUCUUGAGACCAACAACAACGCUGUCACAACAAUUACUAAGAACACUGAGGUAGCGACGAUGUCCCUGGAUGGAGCCAACUUUCCUCAACUCUCAAAGACGAUCACACAGUUUUGUGGGGACCAUAUAUCUGGCUAUCUUAUUAACGAGUCUGGUGAUCCUAUAACUGACAGUGACGGCGAUUACGCAGACAGUAACGAGGAAGGAGACGGUAACGAGGAAGGAGACGGUAACGAGGAAGGGGACGGUAACGUGGAGGACUCCAAGUGUUUCUUCUUCAGUACUAUACCAAAAUGCUUCACUAAUACUGUCGUCUCCAGUGAUAAGAGGGGCAUCCAUCCACGUCACUCGAAGGGAUUCACGAUUUUUAGGCGUCCUGGUUGUGUACGCCCCACUAGACUUCCUGGCUUUCCAGUGCGACCUCGGCCUUUUGUCUACAUUCGACCUCAUAAACCCCGUCCUUUCGGCUUUAGACUCCCCGGAUUCAGGCCUUUUCGCAAUCGAUUCCAAACUGGCCGCUGAGGAGCCCGUCCCCUCCUCAAACAUUUUUCGGAACCAAAGUUAGUUCUAAACACGCAUUCAUGCUUCACAAGCAACUUCUUGAUACACAAUUCUAUUACAAGAACUUUUUGAUGGAACUGGAAGGACGCUGUGUUACUCGCAAGUUCUGAAAAAUUUUCUGAGUCUUCAAAUCUGUUAUAUCCGGUUAGUUUCUUCAGGUGCCAGCCUUGUGUUAUCAGAUGAUGAUGAUCCGUUUUCACGAAGGCAACUUGUUUACUAAUGAAGCGGUGUCUUGGUGUUUACAAGGUUUAAUCAGCACAUUAUAUAACACCCACAGCCCUGGCCUCACCCAUCACCACCCCAACAUUUCUCUCACAUGUUUGUGUCAUAUCAAAAUGUUGAUCUUAUAAGUUUCAUUAAUACGAGUUGUUGCCUUCCUGUGUUAAUAAAGUGUUCUGCAGAGAAAAUAAA
Molecule: messenger RNA, 1338 nt
Organism: Homarus americanus (American lobster)
Lineage: Eukaryota; Metazoa; Arthropoda; Malacostraca; Decapoda; Nephropidae
Exons: 3
Coding region: 76-888 (270 amino acids)
Source: RefSeq, a predicted model, not a curated record